Messenger RNA from Dama dama (fallow deer), 3407 nucleotides. RefSeq names its product tumor protein p73 (gene TP73). Bases 818 to 2740 code for a protein of 640 amino acids. NCBI's taxonomy places the organism in Eukaryota, Metazoa, Chordata, Mammalia, Artiodactyla, Cervidae. The transcript is spliced from 14 exons. Gene Ontology annotation, biological process: regulation of transcription by RNA polymerase II; protein tetramerization; apoptotic process. Gene Ontology annotation, cellular component: nucleus. The record is from RefSeq and is a predicted model, not a curated record. Gene Ontology annotation, molecular function: DNA-binding transcription factor activity, RNA polymerase II-specific; protein binding; RNA polymerase II cis-regulatory region sequence-specific DNA binding.
AAGAUCCCGUCUGUCCUGCGGGGGCGACCGGUCUAUGAAGCCACAGGUGUGGGAGCCCUAGGAAAGUCUUGGCCUGAAGCGAGUCUCUUUGGGUAGAAAUCAACUACCAGUGCACUACCCACGUGUCGCCGUGGACACCCGCGCAUACCUGCGCAGCGCGGAACGAAACCCAGCCCCUGGCGCCCGAGGCGGUGGCCGUGGGAGGGCGCAAGGUGCCGGCUUCGAAACGGGAGUGUUUGUGUUCGGAAUUACUCCCCGGGUGCUGCGGCCACAUCUUCCGCUGGGCCGAAAGAGUCCCGUCCAGAGGGUAUUCCCGCAGAUCCACGAUGCGGACAGGGGCGGGAGCGGGGCUGUGACCUCGGCUGGGUGAGCGAUGUAGGUGGAGAGCCCUCCAGGACGGAGGAGCCCGGCUAGUACCACCCGGAAGCGAGCGACUUCACUUAAUCCCGGGUCCUGAGGUUGCGACUUUCAUCUCCCCAUCCCCCGCCCCCGCCCCCGCCGCUGUCCACAGCCGGUGCGCUCACUCCGCAGACAUGGGUGGCUGCGCUCCUAAGAUGCCCAGCCCUUCCCCUGCCCGGUGGAUCCUCUGCUCCCGGCGCGGAGGGGUCCCGCGCCCGUGGGGGCGGAGGACAGGGACCCGGAAGAUGCGGCGUCUCGGGAACAGGAAGGCGUCGGGCCGCGGGGUCCGCACCUCUGCUCCCCACGCGCUCGCGGCUAAGCCGGCCGAGAGCCACUGUCCCGUUUCGGCAGCAUCAGGGCCCCAGCGCCCGGACCGCGUCCAACCCGAGAGUGAGCUGCCCUCUGCCCGUACUGGAAGAUGUCCCAGUCCACCCAGCCCGCCGCCGCUGAUGAGGGGGCCACGUUCCAGCACCUAUGGAGUUCUCUGGAGCCAGACAGCACCUACUUCGACCUUCCGCAGUCGGGCCAGGGGAAUGAGGAAGUGGCGGGCCGUGCGGAGGCCGGCAUGGAUGUCUUCCACCUGCAGGGCAUAAGCGCGUCUGUCAUGUCCCAGUUCAAUUUGCUGAGCAGCACCAUGGACCAGAUGAGCAGCCGCGCGGCCUCGGCCAGCCCCUACACCCCGGAGCACGCCGCCAGCGUGCCCACCCACUCGCCCUACGCGCAGCCCAGCUCCACCUUCGACACCAUGUCGCCCGCGCCCGUCAUCCCCUCCAACACCGACUACCCUGGCCCCCACCACUUCGAGGUGACCUUCCAGCAGUCGAGCACAGCCAAGUCAGCCACCUGGACGUACUCCCCGCUGCUGAAGAAGCUUUACUGCCAAAUCGCCAAGACGUGCCCCAUCCAGAUCAAGGUGUCCACCCCGCCGCCCCCAGGCACCGCCAUCCGAGCCAUGCCCGUCUAUAAGAAGGCGGAGCAUGUGACUGAGGUCGUGAAGCGCUGCCCCAACCACGAGCUUGGGCGGGACUUCAAUGAAGGACAGUCUGCUCCCGCCAGCCACCUGAUCCGCGUGGAGGGCAACAACCUCUCACAGUACGUGGACGACCCGGUCACGGGCCGGCAGAGCGUCAUGGUGCCCUACGAGCCCCCGCAGGUGGGGACAGAGUUCACCACCAUCCUAUACAACUUCAUGUGCAACAGCAGCUGUGUUGGGGGCAUGAACCGGCGGCCCAUCCUCAUCAUCAUCACCCUGGAGACACGGGAUGGACAGGUGUUGGGCCGCCGGUCCUUUGAGGGCCGCAUCUGUGCCUGUCCUGGCCGAGACCGCAAAGCAGAUGAAGACCACUACCGCGAGCAGCAGGCCCUCAAUGAGAGUGCUGCCAAGAGCGGGGCCGCCAGCAAGCGCGCCUUCAAGCAGAGCCCCCCUACCGUUCCUGCCCUGGGCACCAACGUGAAGAAGAGGCGGCAUGGUGACGAUGACGUGUACUACAUGCAUGUGCGGGGCCGGGAGAACUUUGAGAUCCUGAUGAAGAUCAAGGAGAGCCUGGAGCUGAUGGAGCUGGUGCCCCAGCAGCUGGUGGACUCCUACCGGCAGCAGCAGCAGCAGCUCCUGCAGAGGCCGAGCCACCUUCAGCCUCCAUCCUACGGGCCUAUCCUCUCGCCCAUGAACAAAGCUCAUGGGGCCGUCAACAAGCUGCCCUCAGUCAACCAGCUGGUGGGCCAGCCUCCCCCACACAGCUCAGCGGCUGGGCCCAACCUGGCACCCAUGGGCCCCGGGAUACUCAACAACCACGGCCACACCCUGCCGGCCAACGGGGAGAUGAAUGGUGGCCCCAGCUCCCAGUCCAUGGUCUCGGGGUCCCACUGUACCCCGCCACCCCCCUACCAUGCUGACCCCAGCCUGGUCAGUUUUCUAACAGGAUUGGGGUGUCCAAAUUGCAUCGAGUAUUUCACCUCCCAGGGCUUACAGAACAUUUACCAUCUGCAGAACCUGACGAUAGAGGACCUGGGGGCCCUGAAGAUCCCCGACCAGUACCGCAUGACCAUCUGGAGGGGGCUCCAGGACCUGAAGCAAAGCCACGACUACAGCACCCAGCAGCUGAUUCGCUCCAGCAGCAACGCAGCCACCAUCGCCAUCGGGGGCUCGGGGGAGCUGCAGCGCCAGCGGGUCAUGGAGGCCGUUCACUUCCGCGUGCGCCACACCAUCACCAUCCCCAACCGCGGCGGCCCGGCCGGGGGCGCGGGGCCCGACGAGUGGGCCGACUUCGGCUUCGACCUCCCGGACUGCAAGUCCCGCAAACAGUCCAUCAAAGAGGAGUUCACGGAGAGCGAGGCCAACUGAGUGGUGAGGACAAGGCCGGACCCCCUGCCCCGGUGCUACCGACGCGCAGAGCGGAGAGGGCGGAGUCUCCAGCCUCGCUGGAUGGCUGCUGCCUCCCAGUAACCAACUGGCCUGGGAGGCAGGACCCCUGGGCUGCGCCGGUGAAGUGGGGAGGCCCCCCGGAGUUGUGCUGAGGAUGCGCAUCCAAGGUCCGUCCUCUGGAGGGCUCACCGUCCCUGCCUCUCCUUCCUGGGGGCUCUGCUGACAACUGCCAAAAAGUAUUUUUUGAUGUCUCCGGCUCUGGGUAGGGAUGGGGGGGCUCGGUGCUUGUCCCUAACACGUCUGUUCUCCAGUCCAGUCUCCAGACUACAUCUCCGCCCGAGACUUUUCCCUCUGCUGGUCUUGAGGGUCGGUCUGCCCCUUGCACCCUUGACCACUGGUGUAAAGCCCACUGCAGCCACCUCCCAUUUCCUGCCCCAAACAAAAUCGCAAGUUUCACUGGAAUUGGGAAGACUGGUCCCUCCCGGGAAGCAAGGAAACUUCGGGUGGAUGGCCUGCAGCCAGCCUCAUGCCAACACCUCUGGCCACAGUGCCCUUCCUCCAGUGGCCCCCUGAGCAUAGACACGGACACAGGCUUCUCAGACUACUGGGAAUUGUCAAUAUUUGAUAAAAUGAUGCCCUUUUUCUA